AAACUCAUUAAAACACGUGUUUUUCAUUUGUUUUGUAAUUUAUGGCCAGAAAUGUCACCAAAACUGUCGAAACCGUUAUCACCGGGAGAUGUGAUCACUCAAGACAUGCCUAUCAUUCAUGUAAUACACGACGAAUCCAAAGAUAAAUAUUGCGAUAAUUGUAUGAAAAGAUCGGAUCAAUUGAAGAGAUGCUCGAAAUGUCUUCACGUGUAUUACUGCUGUAAAGAGUGUCAGAAGAAUGACUGGAAGUAUCACAAGAAUGAGUGCAAAGUCUAUAGAGAUGAUGACAUUUGGUCAUCACUACAGACGGUAGAUAUUCGGUACAGAUUUUUGCUCCGACUCUACCUUUCGGUGCAAAACAUUCCAACGUUUGCCACAGAAAUGCACCGAUUGUUUGACGGAUCGGAUGUCAGUCUCAAUGAUCUCAAAGUGGAUAUAAUUGGUAGGAAUGAAGACAAGAGUGGAAGUGAUAUCUCAGCCAUUUGUGAUGUGUUCACUGAAUUGGGUGUCAGUUAUGAAGUCCAAGAGCUAAGCGAUUGGUUUAUAUUCAUGAAAAAUUGUCGAUUCAUUUUUGACACGCGUAGUGAUUGUGGCGAUACUGUGGCCAACGGUCUAUACAUCCAGUUAUCAUCUCUAAGCCAUAGUUGUCUUCCGAACGCCGCUAUUGUAUACAAUGGACAUACGCCUGAGUUGCGGGCCAUGGCAUCGAUAGCUCCGGGAGAAGAGAUUACCGUAAGCCGUGUUGAUCUGCAAAUGGGUCGGGAGGGCAGACGGAUAUGGUUGAAAAGUAUGUCCAUUGACUGCCAAAUACUCUCAAUGGCCGACAAGAAAGAAGAGUAUUUGCGGUCAUUGUUUGCCGAUUUGGAUGUGGUUUACGGCGAUUACAAUCCCUGCAAGACAUUGACUUUAGUCAAUCACUUCGACGCCUAUACUUUUGCCCUUAUAAAUGGCCGCAAAUCACCCGACGGUCUGUUCAAUGAGAUCCGGGAUAUGACCGAAAAGGCGUUUGAUGUGACCAAUGCUGACAAUUGUCCGUUUAAGCAAACAUUUCACGAUAAUUUGACAACUUUAGCUAAGGGACCUCAUUUUAAAUUGUCAUUGUAA
This is a messenger RNA of Medioppia subpectinata, 1104 nucleotides long. NCBI's taxonomy places the organism in Eukaryota, Metazoa, Arthropoda, Arachnida, Sarcoptiformes, Oppiidae. The record is from the annotation of a GenBank genome assembly.